Molecule: messenger RNA, 3350 nt
Organism: Aspergillus homomorphus CBS 101889
Lineage: Eukaryota; Fungi; Ascomycota; Eurotiomycetes; Eurotiales; Aspergillaceae
Gene: atg1
Product: serine/threonine protein kinase ATG1
Exons: 3
Coding region: 244-3180 (978 amino acids)
Biological process (GO): autophagy; autophagosome organization; peptidyl-serine phosphorylation
Cellular component (GO): autophagosome; cytoplasm
Molecular function (GO): protein serine/threonine kinase activity; ATP binding
Source: RefSeq, a predicted model, not a curated record
GCUCGAUCCACCACAUCCUCCGCGUUCGACCUUAUCCUCAACCAUAUCUUCCGCCUUCCCCGUCUUCUCCCUGACUACCCUUCCUUUAUCGACAACCCUUUACAACUUCUUUCCUUCGCCUGCCGCUCCCCUGAUGGGCCUCAUCCAUCCUUCGCCGUCGUCAUCCUUACUGUUGAGGUAGUUGUUGGUUAACGGGGCGUGGUCGGCUUAUCAUACACUCAUUGUCGUCGCCCUGUCGCAAUCAUGGCUUCCACAAGCCAUUCGAGGAGGUCAAGGGAGUCCUCCCGUGCUGAGAUGCCCAUCGGCAACUACACGCGGCUGGAUGAGAUCGGCCGAGGGAGUUUUGCUACUGUCUACCAAGGUGUUCAUACGCGCGACCGCACCUUCGUGGCGAUCAAAUCGGUCAACCUUUCCAAACUGAACAAGAAACUGAGGGAGAACCUGUCUUCAGAGAUCUAUAUCCUCAAGGACCUCAUACAUCCCCAUAUUGUGGCCCUUAUCGACUGUCAUGAGACGACAUCCCACAUCCAUCUAGUGAUGGAGUACUGCGCGUUAGGCGAUCUUUCUCUGUUCAUCAAACGACGAGACACUCUUGGUGAUCACCGAUAUACGCGAGAAAUGAUCUCCAAGUAUCCGAAUCCUCGGGGUGGCGCUUUGAACGAGGUGGUCACCCGGCACUUCCUCAAGCAGUUGUCGAGCGCUCUCAAAUUCCUCCGCGAUCGAAAUCUCAUCCACCGUGACAUCAAACCACAGAACCUGCUCCUUUGCCCAUCCCCAUCAUCCUAUAGCUCAGGAGUUGCCCAAGUCGUGCCAUUCAAGGGGAAUGAAAACUCCUUCAAACCUACGACGGGGCUUGAAUCACUGCCCAUGCUCAAGAUUGCCGAUUUCGGCUUUGCGCGGUCUCUUCCAGCAACGUCCCUGGCGGAAACAUUGUGCGGCUCGCCUUUGUACAUGGCUCCGGAGAUCCUCCGGUAUGAGAAGUAUGAUGCCAAGGCCGAUCUCUGGUCUGUGGGUACAGUAUUAUACGAGAUGGUCGUCGGAAAAGCGCCAUUCCGGGCAUCGAACCAUGUCGAGCUGCUUCGAAAAAUUGAAAAGGGAGAGGACAGGAUCCGGUUCCCUGAGGAGAACCCGGCCUCCCAUGAAAUUAAGUCUCUUAUCCGGGCGCUGUUGAAGCGCAAUCCGGUAGAGCGACUGAACUUUGCAGAUUUCUUCGAGAGCGGCAUUAUCACAGGUCCAAUCCCUGGAUUGAUUGCCGAUGAUGCAGUCUUGCCGUACCGUCCUUCGUCCAUAGACACAACCACUGCUGAGCCAGCACCUGCACUGGAACCCCGGCCUGGGCCGGCGCCUGUAGCAGCAGCGCCGCGCCAGAAAGAGGCUCCACAUCCCAUCGACCGUGUUGAGCCUUCCACGUAUCCAGUCGCUCGACGGCCGAUGGCAUCAAGUUCGCGGCCUGGUACGCCGAGUACGCCUAUGCGCAGGACUGGCAGUGCAGAUAGACCUUUGUCUAUUUCCAAGGCGCCAACAUCGGCGGCGGGGUAUCCAGGCCCAGUUUCUGAUGCUUCGGCUCCUCUCCGUCAGGAGCCAAUCGAACGUGGUGCAGCAGCCACGCCCAUCGAGCGACAGCGAAGCCGCACUGCCCCAUCUGGUGUUCCGCAAGUGGACAAGUCUGCGGAAAAGGUGAAAGAAGAGCGCGAGCGCGAGCGCGCCGCGCAAGAGGUUGCCUUUGAGCGGGAUUACGUGCUUGUGGAGAAGCGAGCAGUAGAGGUGAACGCCUUUGCCGAUGAGAUGGCUCAUAGCCCUCGUAUUCAAGGAGGCUUUUCUCGGCCUGGCCAAGGAGGCGCCCUAUCACGACGUCCAACAGCAAUGCAGGGCACACCGGCAGCCGCAAACGCUUCCCCAUACGCGACUCCCAGCAAAGCUAUGCAAAUGAUCUCCGGGCGCCCGCGGGCUGACUCGGCGCACAUCCGACAAAACUCCUACGAGCGCCGGUACGGACAGAGUCCGACCUCCGCCACGUCGGCUAUCUCCAAAGCUCUCAACAUGGCCAGUGGGCGCUUGUUUGGCAUGGGGUUUUCCCCGCCAUUGACGUUGACAAAGGGUGGGCGUUCCCCUCCGUUAGCCUACAACCCUUUCCCUGCCUAUCCUAAUCCUCAAACGAGCUUGGUUGUCCUUGGGGACAGCACCAAGUCAAAUGCGACGUUGGAUGAGGAUAGCAAGAUUGUUCAAGAGCUUGAGGAGUGUGCCACGCGAAGUGAUGUCGUUUAUGGGUUCGCCGAAGUGAAAUACAAGCAGCUUAUCCCCUUGGCCCCGUCUGUUCAGACCGAUGCUCCUGGGACCACGAAUCUCCCCGGCCGGCCAGAGACAGCGGACGCCACUGACAGCGGACUAACGGCCGACGCUAUUGUCACUCUGUCGGAAGAAGCCUUGGUUCUCUACGUCAAAGCACUCUCGUUGCUUGCUAAGUCCAUGGAUAUCGCUAGCGCUUGGUGGAGUCGCAAGACUCGGACGGAAACAUUCGGCGAGGGGGCGAACAGUAAAGGUGACGCUACCAGCGCCCUUGUCAGCAGCCGGAUCAACAACGUCGUGCAGUGGGUGCGUAACCGGUUCAAUGAAGUUCUAGAGAAAGCCGAAUUUGUUCGGCUCAAAUUGCUCGAAGGACAGAAGCAGUUACCGCUCGAUCAUCCGAGUCACCCUAAUAACUACUCGGUCGGGUCAUCUCUGGGCUCUGGUGCGUCCGGAGACGUUGUUGUCAGCUCCGGGGUGACGGCUGAAAAAUUAAUGUAUGACCGCGCGUUAGAAAUGGUUCGCGCGGCGGCGAUCAAUGAAUUGACGGGGGAAGACCUUGCCGGGUGUGAGAUUGCCUACGUCACGGCAAUCCGAAUGUUAGAGGCGGUAUUGGACGAAGAAAAAGAAUCUCGGGCCGGUCAAGGCAGCGGCAACAAAGCCGAGGAUCGGAGGAACAGCGAACGCAUCAUGCUAGGUGCGGUCCAGGCGGAGGAUCGACAGGUGGUUGUCAAAAUGGUGUCGAGCAUCCGGGGACGACUGGCUUCCUCACGCAAGAGAUUGGCCGCCAUCACCCAGCGGCAAGCCGUCACUCCUCCUUCAAGCGGGCCGAGCAAGGUGGUCCACACCACAUUCGCACCUGUCGCUCAUGCAGUUGGAGCCACGCCGCCUAAAUAGAACGUCCAAAACUCGGUUUUCUAUCCAUCUAAGCAUGCAGGACCAUGCUUUAUUGAAUCGUUGAAGCACCUCAGCGUUCUACGCUUACUCUUUAUCUAUUUCGCCGGUUCCCUCUCGACAGGGUUUUCACCAGGGACUCAUAUAUGACAGCGGGUGCAUUGUUCCAUAUU